UGUGAGAAAAGAUGGGCUGUGGUCACUUCUACUGGUUGAACUGGUUAGUCGCUGCUUCAUCCUCUCUGACUUCAUCUCAUCAGUUUCAGGUGUUGAGCUGCAGAAAAACUCCACAAUGACUCCAAAUGUUUUCUGCCUGCUCUUUCUUUUGAUGGCUGACAUGUCUCAUGUUUCAUUUCUCAAGAAUGGACUGAAAAGAUUUAAAUAAACGUUCUAAAAAAUUAUUACAGCUCAAGAAGAACGCAACAUCAUUCUUAAGCACUCUGGAGCUUUCAGUGGACCACCUGCAUUCGCUUUGUCCCGCAUACUGACAAUACUCAGGACUACAUCUACUUCAUGCCAUUGCAUGGGUGUUGGUCCAGCCUGGGACGUCAGAAUGGCGGACAGUUCAUCUCCCUGUCGAGACCCGGAUGUUUGUCCCACCGCACGGUUCAGCAUGAGGUUCUUCACGCUCUGGGUUUCCACCAUGAACAGGUCCGCUCUGACAGAGACGCAUAUGUUAAGAUUCUCUUUGAAAACAUUAAGGAAGGAAAAUAUGACCAGUUCAGAAAAGUACGGACCCACAAUUUGGGAACUCCCUACGACUUCACGUCCGUCAUGCAAUACGAAAAAUAUGCAUUCUCCAAAAAUGGGCUGCCUACCAUUGUGGCCCAGUUCAAUCCUUUCUAUGACUGGGGGCGCGCCACUCAGAUGAGCGCCAACGACAUCGCCCGUGUCAACAGGCUUUACCAAUGCAGUGAGUCUUAAAAAUCUCUGAAACUGCUAUUGUGCUCUCUAAAUAUCUCUAUUUUUUGUUAUCACAGACUAAUAUAACAUGAAGAAAUCAGCUUGACAACCGCCAACAGCCAAGAAUUGAUCUGCUACAAGAACAUUAUCAGCUCAUAAAAAGUUAAACUGCAAAAACCUGGCCACAUAUUUAAAAAGAGCAUCUGGAGCCACCUGCUGGUAGGAGGUUGCAUUGCAUCGCCUGUUGAUGGGAGAUUCCUCAGUCAACUUCAUGCAACUUUGAUUUGAAUUUUCCUGUUGCUUUUUACUUUAC
Molecule: messenger RNA, 1039 nt
Organism: Gambusia affinis (western mosquitofish)
Lineage: Eukaryota; Metazoa; Chordata; Actinopteri; Cyprinodontiformes; Poeciliidae
Product: low choriolytic enzyme-like
Exons: 5
Coding region: 337-747 (136 amino acids)
Biological process (GO): proteolysis
Molecular function (GO): zinc ion binding; metalloendopeptidase activity
Source: RefSeq, a predicted model, not a curated record